Molecule: messenger RNA, 420 nt
Organism: Symbiodinium natans
Lineage: Eukaryota; Dinophyceae; Suessiales; Symbiodiniaceae
Source: the annotation of a GenBank genome assembly
AUGUCGUCACAAGUUUCUCUCUCUUGCGAGCAAACCUUCCUUUUGCACACAGGCGACUCUUCGGAGGAAGUUGCUACGUCCGAGUCCAAGGAUGAGGACCAGAUGAUGCAGGAUGCUGCCCAGGUUCUGCGGAUUGGUCGCAAGGAGUUCAGGGUAGCUUGCACGAAGCUGAGUGAGCUGGCCACGAAUCAGCUUGCGUUUUGCCUCUCUAUGUUGCAUGCUCUUCUGACGCCGGCGGACGCCCUGGAGCUAGGAGGCGAACUUGACUUUUGUCUGCACUUGGCCUGGUUUCUGCAAAUUUUGUCUCCGCGUGCAUUUUGUCGACACGAAGCCCUGUACACGAACAAGGCCGCGUCCAGCAAGAAGAGCAAGAACAAAACUGGCGCUGCGGAGGCAGCCUUCCAGGCCGGACUACCGUAG